Lizanozyma spartinae is the source of this 636-nucleotide messenger RNA. It is a transcript of the gene RIP1, whose product is annotated as ubiquinol--cytochrome-c reductase catalytic subunit. Gene Ontology annotation, biological process: mitochondrial electron transport, ubiquinol to cytochrome c. The record is from RefSeq and is a predicted model, not a curated record. Gene Ontology annotation, molecular function: 2 iron, 2 sulfur cluster binding; quinol-cytochrome-c reductase activity. The transcript has 2 exons. Lineage: Eukaryota; Fungi; Ascomycota; Pichiomycetes; Serinales; Debaryomycetaceae. Gene Ontology annotation, cellular component: membrane. The coding region runs from base 1 to 636 and encodes 211 amino acids.
AUGUUGGCUUUCAGAUCAUUGAAGACUAACAGUUUGAAGACCUCUAUUAGAGCUUUAUCAUCAACUUCUCUUAGAUUGAGUAACAAUUACGAACACCCUGACUUCUCUCACUAUGUUAACAACAAGUCAGAAACUCACAACAGAAACAUUUCGUAUUUUAUGGUGGGUUCAUUAGGUUUAUUGAGUGCUGCUGGUGCCAAGUCCACUGUUGAAGCCUUUUUGUCUUCUAUGUCAGCUUCUGCCGAUGUUUUGGCUAUGGCUAAGGUUGAAGUCAAGUUGAGCGCUAUUCCUGAAGGUAAGAAUGUUGUUGUUAAGUGGCAAGGUAAGCCAGUUUUCAUCAGACAUAGAACUCCUGAAGAAAUUGAAGAAGCCAAUGAUGUUGAUAUUUCAAGUUUAAGAGACCCUCAAACUGAUAGCGCUAGAGUUCUUAAGCCCGAAUGGUUGGUCAUGUUGGGUAUUUGUACUCACUUGGGUUGUGUUCCAAUUGGUGAAGCUGGUGAUUUUGGUGGUUGGUUCUGUCCUUGUCACGGUUCCCACUAUGAUAUCUCUGGUAGAAUUAGAAGAGGACCAGCUCCUUUGAAUUUGGAAAUUCCUCAGUAUGAAUUCAGUGACGAAGAAACCUUGCUUGUUGGUUAA